CUACUGCUGUAGUUUGAACCCGGAAUAUCUCAUUGAAACGGAAAAUAACAAAAUGCAAAGUUUUCUAACUCUAACACUUUUGGGGAUUUUAGCAGUAUCCGUGGCGGAAUUACCUGCCGAUAUUGAAAAAUGCAAAAAUGGCGAUGGAGCCUGUUUAAAAAAAAGUAUCCAAACAGCGAUAGAGAAAUAUUAUGGUGGUUCACGCGAAAUAAAUUUGCUAUCAUUCGAUCCAUUGCAUGUUAAGAAAAUGGUAUUGAAAAGAAAUCCUGCCAGCCCAGUCAAUGUAGACAUAACCUUUACAGAUUUCGAUAUGCUCGGUCUUAAAGAUUUAAAAAUAAUCUCGGUGGAAGGCUUGCAAGCAGAUCUCAGUGGAAGAAAUGUAUUCGUAGGAAAAGUACCCGAGAUGCGUUUAAAAGGCCAAUACAAAGUUGAAGGUCGUGUUUUGGUAUUACCCGUUGUAGGCGAUGGACCCUGUGAUUUGAUGAUGAAAAAUGCCGAAUUCAAACUUUCAUAUGACUUGAAGAAAGUUGAAAAGAACGGCAAGAUUUUCGCCAAGUUGGAACAUGUUAAAUUGGAAUUUGUUCCCGGUAACAUUCACUUCCAAUUCGACAAUCUCUUUAAUGGCGACAAGCAGUUGGGCGAUAACAUGAAUGUUUUUAUCAACGAGAAUUGGCACGAUAUUUGGUCGGAGAUUGGCCCAACCUUCACAGAAGCUGUUGGUCUAGUCUUGGAAGCACUUUUAAAUGCAUUCUUUGAAAAAAAUUCCUAUGAGGAGAUCUUCUUGUAAGAAUUUAAAGUUUUAAAUAUACUUUAAUGAACAAGACUCCAAAAAUCAUAUAAAACUAUGCUCGCCAAAUCAAUGGAAAAAAAUAAAAAAACCAAAACAUUAAAAUAAUUUUCCAACAAUAA
Messenger RNA from Stomoxys calcitrans (stable fly), 909 nucleotides. Its product is annotated as protein takeout. The transcript has 4 exons. NCBI's taxonomy places the organism in Eukaryota, Metazoa, Arthropoda, Insecta, Diptera, Muscidae. The record is from RefSeq and is a predicted model, not a curated record. The coding region runs from base 53 to 787 and encodes 244 amino acids.